CGCUUAUACCGUAUAACCGAGAUACAAGCUUGUGCAAAAUAUAGACAUUGGGAAUUUCCAACUAGGUAUCUCUACAUAUUUUAUUAAUUCUGAUGUGUAUAUUUUAGUGGUUUAUGAUGAGUCUGAAAGCAAUAUUAGGUGUAAUUUUUCUCUGUACGUGUAUUGUUUAUGUGAAAACACAAGAAGAAUUCGUUUCACCAGUGUUGAACACUAGGAAAAAUGUAAAUUGGUUCAAUUAUUUGGGAAAGACAUACUAUGUUGAUAGUAUUUUUCAGACAAAUUUCUACAGAGCAAUGCAAUUCUGCAGACAACAAGGAAUGCAAUUGUUAAGUAUUAAUAGUGAAGCAGAAAACGAACGGAUCGGAAAAUUCGUAAAAGAUAAAGGAUAUCUUCAUAACAGGUUUUGGACCUCAGCCACUAAUUUAGCAACCGCAAACAAAUGGGUCUGGCUAUCGACAGGCUAUGACAUUACAUUUUUUAAGUGGUACCCAGGAGAACCGAACAAACAUAACAAUACGGAAAAUUGCAUAGAAGUAGGAUGGUUCGGCACAGCAGGAUUCACCUGGAAUGACUUGGAAUGCUCGAGAACUGACAAAUUUUUUAUAUGCGAAGCAACCUCAGAUUGUCAUAACUUGCAUUGUUGAUCAUAACGAUACAAUAAAAACCUGCAGAGAUCUAGAAACCAGCUUUUGGCUCCAAAAACCUAGUUUUUUCUCCAGUUUUUCUUAGUUCAAAUUGAUCAGUAUACAUUU
Molecule: messenger RNA, 752 nt
Organism: Phyllotreta striolata
Lineage: Eukaryota; Metazoa; Arthropoda; Insecta; Coleoptera; Chrysomelidae
Source: the annotation of a GenBank genome assembly